GGAGUUCUUUCCAAGAACCUUCCAGUGUCUGGUGACGCACUCAAACAAAAAGCAGAGACUCUUGCUCUGAAAAUGGACAUAGAGAACUUCAAGUUCACCGACGGAUGGUUGCGUGGCUUUAAGAAGCGACACGGAACUUUGUUUAAGAAAGUGUGCGGAGAGAGUGGAGCCGUCGACCAGACCACUGUCGCGGACUAUCGCUUAAACAAGCUCAAGGCGUUACUGCAAAAGUUUGCGCCCGAAGAUGUGUUCAACUGUGACGAAACCGGCCUUUUUUUUAAAAUGCUACCGGACCGGUCUCUGUGCUUUGACGGUGACUCUUGCAAAGGAGGAAAAAACAGUAAGGAUAGAAUCACCGUCAUGGUGGGGGCGAACGCGGUGGGCACCGAGAAGUUGCCGCUCCUCAUCAUCGGGAAGGCGAAAAACCCCAGGUGUUUCAAAGGCAUGAAAAAACUUUCUGUCGGUGACAAGGAAGUCCAACUCGUCGUUGUCGGCUCGACAAGCGAUUCGAGGAGUUUCAAACAUACAGGUCUGGUUGCCGUGUGGUAUUCCAGCAAUACCAAGGCGUGGAUUACGCACCUGUUGUUCGAGGACUACUUGCGCCGUCUGGACAGGGUGUUCGAGCAUCAGAAACGACGUGUGGUGAUCUUUGUGGAUAACUGUGGAGCCCACGGCGCUGUGGACAACCUCAAAGCCAUCCGACUUGAAUUUUUGCCCCCUAACACUACGAGUGUUCUCCAGCCAAUGGACCAGGGCAUCAUUCAGAAUGUCAAGGUCCACUACCGCGCUCGACUGCUGCGCCGCACGGUCCUCUGCUUAGACAACGGGAAGCGUUAUGCUGUGGACCUCCAUGCGGCAGUCAAGAUGUUGACGGAUGCGUGGAUCGCCGUUCGGCCAUCGACAAUUGCCAACUGCUUCAAGCACGCAGGUUUCUGUGCCAGUGUAGAGUCACUAGCUGACAACGCAAGUCUGGACCAUCAAGAGGCCGAGGACAUCGCCGCAGCAGCGGAUGUCGACGAGUCUCUGUUCGCCGACCUGCGCGACAGUGGAAUGGACAUUCCUGAUGCUGCUACAUUCAGUGCGUUCGCGGAUCUUGACAGCAACCUCGAACUGUGCGCGGAGCUUACGGACGAGGAAAUCGUGCGCCAAGUCCUCGGACAACCUGAAGAAGACUCGGAUUCUGACGACGACGAUCACCACGCGCAGCCGUCGACAGCGGACAUAACGAGCGCGUUAACCUUGCUGUCCAAUGUGUACAGCGAGAAUAUGACGCUGGCGCAGAUGCAAGCGGACGUGAUCUCCCGCAGGCGGAAGAUGAAACAAGGUACCCUUGAUGACUCUUUCAAGUCCGCCUAGGCUCAAUAAAGCCAAAUUUUGUGAUCCGAGGAUUUUUCGGACUGCUUUAUU
This is a messenger RNA of Ixodes scapularis (black-legged tick), 1407 nucleotides long. RefSeq names its product tigger transposable element-derived protein 4-like. Gene Ontology annotation, cellular component: nucleus. Gene Ontology annotation, molecular function: DNA binding. The record is from RefSeq and is a predicted model, not a curated record. The coding region runs from base 73 to 1356 and encodes 427 amino acids. Lineage: Eukaryota; Metazoa; Arthropoda; Arachnida; Ixodida; Ixodidae. The transcript has a single exon.